This is a messenger RNA of Panicum virgatum (switchgrass), 1174 nucleotides long. Its product is annotated as transcription initiation factor TFIID subunit 4-like. The coding region runs from base 13 to 876 and encodes 287 amino acids. Gene Ontology annotation, molecular function: protein binding. NCBI's taxonomy places the organism in Eukaryota, Viridiplantae, Streptophyta, Magnoliopsida, Poales, Poaceae. The transcript has a single exon. The record is from RefSeq and is a predicted model, not a curated record.
AAUCGAUUAUACAUGCGGUUGGGAGCGGAGAAAACCUGCUCCCCUCGAUUCCCAUCCGCUCCGCGUAUCCCCGCCCACCUCAGCUCCUCCGCCGCCGCUCUGCUCCUUCCAACCUCAAACUCAAAGCCGGUGGCAAUCUCCGCGCCGCAAACCCUAGCCGCCGCCAUGGCCUUCCUCGCUCCCGCCGCCGCCGCCGCCUCCUCCAUCCGCGCCCCCGCCUACGUAGCCGCCGCCUCCUCCGGACGCCGCUCGGUGCUCCCCGCGGCCGUCAAAGCGACGGCCAGCUCCGGGUCCGGGUCCGGGUCCGCCACCUCUGCGCACCCCAUCCUCUCCUCCCUCCGCAUGGCCGCCUCCGCCGCCGUCCUCCUCGCCGCCACCUCCCCGGCCCUCGCGUGCACCCCCUCGGCGCCUCCGCCUCCACCCACUCCCCUGACGGCCGCGGCCGAGCCCGACGACCCCGUCCAGGACGCCCCCCUCCCGUUCGAGAAGCUCAUCAUCGAGACAGCCGCGCACGCGGGCGCCGGCGACGCGGAGGCUGCGCGCGCCCGCCUGUCCGCCGCCGGGGGAGGCGAGAGGUGCGCGCGCCUCCUCGCGGCGCAGGCGAUGUUCGUGGACGGCAAGGUAGACGAGGCGAUCGCGGCGUUCGAGGAGCUCGCGCGGGAGGACCCCGCCGACUACCGCCCUCUCUUCUCUCUGAGCGUGCUGUACCGCGCCCUGGGGAGGGAGGCGGAGGCCGAGUCCGCGCUCCAGCGCUGCCGCGAGGUCGGCUGCGACUGCGCCGCGCUAUUCGUGGAUCCCGCAGCGGUGGUCUUGCCGGCCGCUGUGCCUGCGGAGUCGGGUGCGGAGGAGGUAGAGCCAGAGCCGGCAAAGGUUUGACCACGUGACUUGACUUGGGAGUAGUAUGCUCCGGUGAUACGGAUUUAUUAGAGGGAAAAUUUACGUCAUUGCUGAUGAUUUUUGGGAUCUGAGUAAAGAUGUCCGUUUACAUGGCGGCUACAGUAAUAAAUUGAACCGCUCAUGAUACCUUCAAAAUGUUGCUGAUGGGCACUUCAUUUUUCAUUUUUGAGUGAUAAUAAUCACAUCGAUUGAAACCUUGGAUUUGGACGUGUGUGCGGAUUCCUCACCCCUGCUGGUGGUUAUUUCAGGGUCAUGAUUAAUUCGAUAAAUAUUUUAC